AUGCAGAUAAGAAUUAAUCCGCAUGCAGCAGCAGAUCUAAAUGUUGUUAUUUUAUUCAAAUUCUAUCCAGAGGAGGAGGAGGAGGAGGAGGGGGAGGAGGAGGGGGAGGGACAGGAAGGGGAGCAGCAGCAACUGCAGCAGCAGCAGCAAGUGCAGCAGGAAAAGGAAGGGAAGCAGCAGAAAGAGCAGCAGCAGCAGCAGCAGCAGCAGCAGCAGCAGCAGGAGGGAAGAAAAAAUGACGAAAAUGUAUUGAUGGAUAAAAAAGAACAACUACUGCAGCGACUGCACCAACAACUGCAGCAGCUGCAGCAGCAGCAGCAACAGCCGCAGCAGCAGCAGCAGCAGCAGCAGCAGCAAGAAGAUCAACAAGACGAAACUAAAUCCCCAGAUGCAACCAAGACACCAAACAAAGACGAGCAGCAGCAGCAGCAGCAGCAGCAGGAACAGGAGCAGCAAGAAAACCAGCAGCAGCAGCAACAGCAGCAGCAGCAACAACAACAACAGCAGAAGGAAGAGGAGGAAGAAGCAGAAGAAGAAUAUUGUGUACAUUUUCGUUAUGCUGCAACGCAGCAUGCAGCAGCAAUAAGCAGCAAAUUCGUUCUUACUGCAAGAUGCAGCAAUGCUCGCUACAGCGGCAGCAGCUGCUUAGGGCUGUUGCUGCUGCUGCUGCUGCUCGUUAGUAUUGGAGCAGCAACAGCAGCAGCAGCAGCAUCAACAGCAACGCAUGCUGCUGCAACACCGACAGCGAUACCAACAAAUGCAACACCAAAGGCGGCAGGUGCUGCUGCAGCGCCUGGCCUACCUUCAGCAGCAGCAGCAGCAGCAGCAGCAAAACCAGCAGCAGCAGCGAGACCAGCUCCGGCAGCGGCAGCAGUACCAAUAGCAGCAGCAGCACCAAUAGCAGCAGCAGCAGUUCGAGGGCCACUGGGUGCUGCCCCAUCACCAGCAGCAGCGGCAGCAGCAGAAGCACGAAGAGCAGCAGCUGUUUUUACAGACGACAGCAACGCAGCAGCAGCAGCACCACCACAAGCAGCCUCAGCAGCACCACAGACAGCAACAGCAGCAAGAUUGACCCCAUUCGCAGCUGCAGCAGAAGCUGCAGCGCCGCUAGCAGCAGCAGCAGCAAUAAUGAGGGCAAUGCCAACUGCAGCAGCAGCAGCAGGACCUCAUCUUGCUGCAGGAACUCCAGCAGCGGCAGUAGCAAGAACAGCGAUAGACGCAGCAGCAGCAGCAGCAGCAAGACAAGCAGCAGCAAGAGCAGUAAGAAUAGCAGCAGAAACACUAACACCAGCAGCAACAGCAGCUGCAAUAGCAGCAGCAAGAGCAGCAGCAGCAAGAGUAGCAGCAGCAGCAGCAGCAGACGAGCCAGAGUCUGAAGCAGCAGCAACCCUGCCGCAACCGGCAGCAGCACGACGACAGGCAGCAGUUGCAGCAGCAACGGCAGCAGCAGCAGCAGCAGGCGAAGAAGAAACAGCCGCAGCAGCAAGAGAUGCAGCGGCAGCAAGAGAAGCAGCAGCAGCAAGAGCUGCAGCAGCAAGAGAAGAAGCGGCAGCAAGAGCUGCCGCAGCAAGAGAAGCAGCAGCAAGAGCAGCAGCAGCAAGAGAAGCUGCACUAGCACGGCAAGAAGCAGCAAGAGUAGCAGCAGCAAGAAGAGAAGCAGCAGCAGCAGCAGCAGCAAAGGAAACCGCAAAGCGUGAAGCAGCAGCAAAAGGAGGAGCAGCAGCAACACCAACAAGGGACGCAGCAGCAAGGAAAGCAGCAGCAACAGAAGCAGCAGCAAAAAAAGCAUCAGCAAAAGAAGAACAAGCUGCAAGAGAGGCAGCAGCAAGAGACGCAGAAGCAAGAGAAGCAGCAGCAAGAGAAGCGGUAGCAAGAGAGGCAGCAGCAAGAGCUGCGGUGGCAAUAGCAGCAGCACAAGAAGCAGCAGCAAGAGCUGCAGCAGCGAAGCAAACGGCGGCAGCGAGGGAAGCAGCAGCAAGAGAGGCAGCAGCAAGAGAAAUAGCAGCUAGAGAAGCAGCAGCAAGAGACGCAGCAGCUAGAGAAGCAGCAGCAAGAGAAGCGGCAGCAAAAGAAGCAGCAGCAAGAGAUGCAGCAGCAAGCGAAGUAGCAGCAAGGGAAGCAGCAGCAGCAAGGGAGGCGGAAGCAGCAAGAGAGGCAGCAGCAGCAAGAGAACAAACAGCAGCAAGAGAAGCAGCAGCAGCAAGAGAAGGAGCAGUAGCAAGAGGAUUAGCAACAGCAGCAAAAGGAGAAGAAGACGCAGCAGAAGCGGUAGCAGCAACAGCAGCAGCACCAGAAAGUGCACCAGGAGCAGCAGCUGCUGCUGCAGCAGCAGAGCAGCAUGCAGCAAAUGCAGCAGCAGGAGCAGACGCAGCAGAAAUUGAGGCAGCACCAGAAGAAGCAGCAGCAGAUGAUGAUGAUGCAGCAGCAGAUGCAGCAGCAGUAGAGGCAGCAGCAGCAGAAGCAGCACCCGUCGGUGCAGCAGCAGCAUCGGGACAGCGAAGACAAGCCGCAGCAGGAGCAGCAGAAGAGGCAGCAGCAGCACAAGAGGCAGUAGCAACAGAGGAGGCAGCAGCAACAGAAGAGGCAGUACCAACAGCAGCAGCAGACGCUGCAACAGCAGAAGACGCAGCAGCAGCAGAAUACGCAGAAGCUGCAGAAGAAGCAGCAGCAGCACCAGAAGACGCCGCCGCAGCGGAAGCAGACGACACUGCAGCAGCAGCAGCAGCAACAGCAAAACAAGAAGCUGCAACAGCAGACCAAACAGCAGCAGCAGCAACAGAAACAGCAAGAGAAGAAACAGCAGCAGCGGAGAAAGAGGCAGCAAAACAAGCAGCAGCAAAGCAAUUAGCAGCAGAUGAUGCAGCAGCAGCAGCAGGUGAAGCGGCAGCAGACGAAGCAGCAGCAGACGAAGCAGCAGAAGACGGUGCAGCAGCAGCAGCAGCAGAAGAUGAAGCAGCAGCAGAUGAAGCAGCAGCAGAUGAUGCGACAGCAGCAGCAGCAGAUGACACAACUGCAGCAGCAGAUGGUGAUGCAACAGCAGCAGCAGCAGAUGACACAACUGCAGCAGCAAAUGACACAACUGCAGCAGCAGAUGAUGAUGCAACAGCAGCAGCAGCAGAUAAAGCAGCAGCAGAGGAAACACCAGAAUAUGAUGAAGCAGCAGCAGCAGAUGAAGCAGACGCAGCAACAGCAGCAGCAGAUAAAGCAGAGGCAGCAGCAGCAUAUUACCCAGCAAAAGAUGAAGCAACAGCAGCAGCAGCAGCAGCAGCAGAUGGAACAGCAGCAGAUGGUGCAGACGAUGAACAAGCAGCAACAGAACAAGACGAAGCAGCAGCAGACAAAGCAGCAGCAGACGAAGCAGCAGCAGACAAAGCAGCAGCAGACGAAGCAGCAGCAGACGAAGCAGCAGCAGAAGAAGAAGCAGCAGAAGAAGAAGCAGAAGGAGAAGAAGCAGUAACAGGAGCAGCAGUGGUAGAUCAUGCAGCAGCAGCAGCAGAAGAUCAAGCAGCAGCAGCAGCAGAAGAAGCAGCAGCAGAUGAAAUAGCAGCAGCAACAACAGCAGCAGACGAGGCAGCAGCAGCAGGCCAAGCAGCAGCAGAAGAAGAAGCAGCAGCAGCAGAAGAAGAAGAAGCAGCAGCAGAUGAAAUAGCAGCAGCAACAGCAGCAACCCAACAAGACAGCUCGUCGUCAUCAUUAGCAGCAGAAUCAGCAGCAGAAGAAGAAGCAGCAGCAGCAGCCGAAGAAGAAGAAGCAGAAGCAGCAGCAGAAGCAACAGCAGCAGAAGCAACAGCAGCAGAGCAGGCAACAACAGGUCGUACAGCAGUUAAGGCAGCAGCACACAAAGCAGCAACAGCAAAACUAUCAGCAGCAGCAGCAGCAGCAGCAGCAGCAGCAGCCACAGCUGCAGACGAAGCAGCAGAGGAAUUAUCGGCAGCAACCGCAGCAGAAGCAUCAGCAGCAGAAUUACCAGCAACAGCAGAAAAAUUACCAGCAGCAGCAGCAGCAACAGCAGCAACAGCAGCAGCAGCAACAACAACAACUGAAGUAUCAUUAUCAUCACCAUCAACAGCAGCAGCAGCAAAGGCAGCAGCAGGAAAAGCAGCGACAAAAGAAGCAACAGUAGCAGCAGCAAAAGAAGCAGCCGCAGCAGCAGCAGCAGCGACAAAAGCAGCAGCAGCAGCAGCAGCAGCAGCAGGAAGAGAACAGCAGCAGCAGCAGCAGCAGCAGAAAGAGCAGCAGCAGCAGCAGCUUGUGGUGCAGAAGCAACAGCACGAGGAAGAACAGCUAGAGCAGCAAGAGCGGCAAGAGCAGCAAGAGCAGCAGGAGCAGCAAGAGCAGCAGGAGCAGCAGGUGGAGGAGCAGCAGGUACGUAUGUUGCAGAUGAUGCAGCCGCCGCUUGGGAUGCAGCAGCAGCAGCAGCAGCAGCAGAUGAUGCAGCAGCCGAUGAUGAUGCAGCAGCAGCAGCAGCAGCAGCAGAUGAUGAUGCAACAGCAGCAGCAGCAGCAGCAGCAAAUGGGGGAUAAUAUAGUAUGGUUAGAGGAUGAUGACAUACCUAAGACAAUGCAGCAGCAGCAGCAGCAGCAAAUGCUAAUAUUAGAGCAGCAGCAGAAGCAGCAGCAGCAGCAGCAGCAGCAGUGCCAGACAGUAGAGAGCGUCUGCAUGCGCCAAGUAGAAGAAGUAGUAAACGAAGACUGCAGCAGAAUAGUAUGCAAAAAAAUAACGACUACUAGCAGCAGCAAAGAACUGCAGCAGCUGCAGCAGCAGCAGCAGCAGCAGCAAAGAAUAAUAUGUAAGAAUAUAAUGAUACAGCAGCAGCAAUAUGCAUGCAGCAAAACUAUUAAGACUAUUAAAUGUUAUAAAAAAAAACAUAAACAUAUGCAGCAGCAGCAGCCAGUGCUGCUGCUGCAGCAGCAGCACACGAAGCAGCAAAUGCCGCAUGUGCAGCAUGUGCAGCAUGUGCAGCAAAUUGAGCAUAUAGAGCAGCAGCAGCCAGAUAUACUCAUGAUGCAGCAGCAGCAGCUGCUGCUGCAGCAGCAACAGGAACAAAUAGAACCAUACCCUAUCGAUAAUAUGCAGAUGCAGCAGCAGCAGAUGCAGCAGCAGAUGCAGCAGCAGCAAAUGCAGCAACAGAUGCAACAGCAAAUGCAGCAGCAAAUGCAGCAGCAACAGAUGCAACAGCAAAUGCAACAGCAAAUGCAGCAGCAGCAGAUGCAGCAGCAAAUGCAGCAGCAGAUGCAGCAGCAGCAGAUGCAACAGCAAAUGCAGCAGCAAAUGCAGCAGCAGCAGAUGCAACAGCAAAUGCAGCAGCAAAUGCAGCAGCAGCAAAUGCAGCAGCAGAUGCAGCAACAGCAGAUGCAGCAAGGGUAUAUGGAUCAAGAGAUGGUGCUAGAGGAUGAAGACAGCUUGCUGCAGCUGCAGCAACAGCAACAGCAGCAGCAGCUGCAGCAGCUGCAACAGAUGCAACAGCAGCAACAGAUGCAGCAGUUGCAACAGCUGCAACAACAGCAGCAGCAGCAGCAGAUGCAGCAGCUGCAGCAACUGCAGAGCUUGCCACCGCAGCAGCAGCAGCUUCUGCUGCAGCAACUGUCACCGCAGCAGCAGCAGCUACUGCUGCAGCAAAUGCAGCAACAGCAGCAGCAGCAGCAGCUUGCUUCUGGCUAUGAUGGAGACGCAAUGGGCUACGGCAUGUACGGUAGAGACACUCCCGCCGCAGCAGCAGCAGCAGCAGCAGCAGCAGAUAUGCAUGCAGAGGAAGACUAUGGCAUGCAGAUGUGGGGCCGCGCUCUUAGCAAAAGUAAUGACGAUCGUGCUGCAGCGGCAGAAAUUGCUGCUGCUGUUGCUGCUGCUGCUGGCGCAGCAGGAGAAGUAGAUACAACUGCUGCUGCUGCUGCUGCUGCAGCAAAUGAGGAGGAAGAAGAUGAGGAGGAAGAAGAAGAUGAUUUGCUGCAGCAGAGACAAUUAGCAAUAAAAAGAAGAAAGAAGAUGCAGCAAGCAGGCAUGCAUGCUGCUGCUGCUGCUGCUGCACCUCCUGUUGCUGUUGCUGCGCCUCCUGUUGCUGUUGCUGCUGCUGCUGUUCCUGUUGCACCUCCCCCUCCUGUUCCUGUUGCACCUGUAGUACCUGUUGCACCUCCCGUUGCUGCUGUUGCUGCAGUUGCUGCUGUUCCUGUUGCACCUGUAGUUCCUGUUGUUCCUGUUGCUCCUGCACCUCCUCCUCCUCCUCCUCCUCCUCCUCCUCCUCCUCCUGCAGGAAAGGAAGCAGUAACUCGUGUAUGCCGAGAGGUAGAGAAGCAAGUACCAGCAACAUGCACAAGAACAGUAGUGGGCCGUGAGGUGUAUACAUGCAUGCAACAGCAGCAGCAGCCUUGUAGGCAGCAGAAGCAGCAACAGCAGCAGCAGAAACAGGAGGAAGAGGAAGAGGAAGAGGAGGAGGAAGAGGAAGAGGAAGAGGAAGACGGGGAACAGCAACAAGAGGAGGAAAAGGAGGAAAAGCAGCAAAUGCAGCACCAACAGCAGAAGGAACGACGACUGCAGCAGCAGCAGGAGACGCAGCAGCAACUGCAGCAGCAGCAGGAAGUAAACUGUUAUGCAACAAGAAUAAUAAGAGAUGAAUAUCCUUGUACUAAAUAUACAUUCAGAACUGCCUGUACACCCCAAACACCACAGCAGAAGCAGCAGCAGCAGCAGCACGUGCAGCAAAAGCAGUAUAUGCAGCAAAAGCAGCACAUGCAGCAACAACGGCGACUGCAGCAAACGCAGCAAAUGCAGCAAAAGCAGCAAAGGCGGCAACUGCAGCAAACGCAGCAAACGCAGCAAAAGCAGCAAACGCAGCAAAGGCAGCAACUGCAGCAAGCGCAGCAAAGGCAGCAACUGCAGCAAGUGCAGCAACAGCAGCAGAGGCGUCAACUGCAGCAAAAGCAGCAAAUGCAGCAAAGGCAGCAAAAGCAGCAAGAACAAUCUGCAUAA
Molecule: messenger RNA, 6963 nt
Organism: Eimeria maxima
Lineage: Eukaryota; Apicomplexa; Conoidasida; Eucoccidiorida; Eimeriidae
Exons: 5
Coding region: 1-6963 (2320 amino acids)
Source: RefSeq, a predicted model, not a curated record